GGGUAUGAGGGCAGAGACAAGUAAGCUGCUGCUCCAGGCCCCUCGGGGGCACUGCUCUGUCAUCCUCAUCACGACCCUGGCCUAGCACUAUACACAGGACCACAGGAGCCCAUGGCAGCUCCCUCGUAAGUGGCAGAGCUGGGCUUCAGCCAGUCCCUCUGACUUCCAAGCUAAGGCCCCUAACCACUCUGCAGCAGGAAGCAAACCCGUGACCCACGGCCAGAAAGCAGGACAUCAGUGUUUUCGUCAACCUUUGCAGAGAGAUCUCUCAAGCCACAGCUGCACAGCUCCUGAGGGACACAGCGAGGCUGGCCCCCUCAUCAAAGCAAACGAGAGGGUUAUGCGUGAAUGACCGAACAACGCCUGGCCCUCGUGAGUGACCUGGAACCGGAGCAGACUCCGCCUCUGGGAAUGUCCCCUAAGGAAAGCGGGCUUUCUGCAGAGAACACACGUCCUCCAGGCAGACCACCACAUGUGGCACCCAGGACCCUCCAGCUGAGAUGGGCUUGUCGGUGGAGGACCUGGAGACCACAGCACAGGAAGUGCUGGGGAAACUGAGGAGCCGCCAGCCGUUCCAGUCCAAGUGGGACACCGCUGCCUUCAUCAUCCUCCUCGUCUUCAUCAGCGCCGUGCUCCUGCUGCUGCUGCUUGCUGGCAUCCACUGCUGCUGCUGCACCUGCUGCAGCCGUGGCCCCCCCAGAUCCCAGAAGGUGAGCCCCAAGAAGGAAGGCCGCAGGGGAGUGGAUAACUUGGCCCUGGAACCCUGACGCAGCGAGUCCCCCAGCCCCUCUGCCUGUGUGUUCCCUGGGGCAACAGUAACAAUGGCUUGUUUGCCCAGA
Molecule: messenger RNA, 839 nt
Organism: Equus caballus (horse)
Lineage: Eukaryota; Metazoa; Chordata; Mammalia; Perissodactyla; Equidae
Gene: SMIM22
Product: small integral membrane protein 22
Biological process (GO): regulation of cell population proliferation
Source: RefSeq, a predicted model, not a curated record